Messenger RNA from Andrographis paniculata, 1600 nucleotides. Its product is annotated as putative fasciclin-like arabinogalactan protein 20. The coding region runs from base 71 to 1150 and encodes 359 amino acids. The transcript has a single exon. The record is from RefSeq and is a predicted model, not a curated record. NCBI's taxonomy places the organism in Eukaryota, Viridiplantae, Streptophyta, Magnoliopsida, Lamiales, Acanthaceae.
UCCCGCCAAGCCUCUGCUGAAAGUUGCAGAAGUUAUUGACGGAGGGAGUGGUCACGCAGAGUGCACAUCAAUGGCGUCUCUGAAACCGAUCCUUUCCUUCAUUGUAGCUCUCUCCAUCCUCUCUGCCGUCGCCCAGCCGCCGGUGUGGCCGCCUCAGUCCAUCCUCAACGCCGCGGAGACUCUCGCCAGCUCAGGAUACACCGCGAUGUCACUCACUCUCCAGGUAAUCGCCCCCACCCUCCCUCUCCCUUCCUCCACCCACACCGCCCUCACCAUAUUCUCUCCGCCGGACAAAUCCUUCGCCGUCUCCGGUCAGCCUUCGCUCGCGCUCCUCCUGCUCCAUUUCUCUCCUCUCUCCUUGCCUCCUUCGUCUCUCCUCUCGCUCCCGUUCUCGUCCACUAUACCGUCGCUGUCGCCUUCCAAGCGCCUCUAUAUAACCUCCGAAGAUGCUCAGAAAAUAUCGAUAAACAAGGUCGGAAUCUCCAAUUCUCCUAUUUACGACGACGGAUUGGUCAUUGUCUACGCAAUUGACGACUUUUUCGACUUGAAUUUCACGCUGAGCAGUUCCUUCGAUCCGAGCAGAACAAGACCUAAAUCCCAAUCUGGUUUACAAUGCCUGAAAUUGGAACCAGUCUCUCGGUUUGACGAGGCAUCCAGCGUUCUGAAGUCGAGAGGCUACUCAAUCAUCGCCUCAUUCAUGGAUUUGCAGAUUUUCGGAUUCUUCUGUCCUGAAGUGUUCUCAGAGGAUGUCAAAAUCAAAUGGACAGUAUUCGCGCCAGCAGAUGAAGAAAUGGUGCAGUAUUCUGGAGAUUUCAACGGAUACUCUUCAUUGUUCAUGAGACAUUUGGUGCCGUGCAGAGUUGGGUGGGCCGAUCUAGUAGACAUGGCGAAUGGGACUGUGGUUUCAAACAAUGUGAAGGGGUUUAGUAUGGAGGUCACAAAAGAUGAAAAUGGUGAAUCACUGAAGGUGAAUGGUGUUGAAAUUGUGUUCCCAGAAAUAUUUGACAACGAGUGGUUAGUGGUUCAUGGGAUACAAGGAGUAAUUGCUUUACCCGAUAGCACCGAGGGCGAGGAGGAAAUCGAACCUGAGAAGUUCCGAGAGAAGAAAGCAGAGGCUACCCCUGAUCCUGAUAUUCAUGGGGAAUUUUGAUUUGCUUGAACGAUCAUCUUGCUGGGUGUUGGCCACUUUUCUUGAAUGGUGAUUCUUGGAAAAUAUGGGGAUUGUCACUGUUCUUGGGGAUGGCAUUGCGGAGAUUUUGUGAGGUAAGUUUGUAAUUACAUUCUGGCAUGAAAUAGCUUGUUUAUUUUUAUUUUCUUUGAAAGAUGAUUGUUGCUGGUCUGCAUAUUCAUCAAAUUGAUCUAUGAUAUUAGAAUUGGGGAUUUCUAAUAAACAAAAUUCAUGCUCCUAUGAACUGCAUUUUGAUAGAAUAAUAGCUCUAAGGAAUUAGGCUUAUGAGAUCUUUGAAGGGCACUACUCUUUGCGACUGAAAUAGUUUUGAUUUUAAGUUUCUCUUGUAAUGAGACAUGCUGAUGCUUGUUUUUAUCAAGAUAAUUGUAAAUUGGAUUGUGCUGAUUCAAUAAUAUUUGAUUUGGGUUCUCU